CAGCGAUAACACAUUGUAGGGGUCUAAUAGAUAGACUUUUCUGUGGCCAUCAAAACUAUUAAGAUAGCUCGUCUUGUAUUACAUUUUGAAAACAGAAGUGCCGAAUGCAACAACCACAGUGUUGAGCACCCUUCCAAACGAAAACAGCUUAUGCGCUAAAAAUAAGAGGAAAAAAACUGAUGGAAUAGCCUGAACAAUUGAGUUUAACUGCAAAUGUACGCUUUCAAAAACAUUUUACUCUUUGUGUCGUACGGUGAGCCGCAUUAAGAAGAUGCCUUGCCCAUUUUUAACUCGCCUCAGCACUAGCUAUGUGCGCAACUAUGCACCACUAUUGUUGAAAACCUAUGGUAAUCAAUGCCCAGUUGUAUCGCGAUCAAUUUCGUCGUUGCAAAAUCCACCGAUUGCCAAUGUGUCGACAUCGACCAAUGCCAACUCGGCUGAGCCAGCCAUUCAAUCAGCCAAGACCGAAUCGAAUGUGGAUACAAAGUGUCCCUUUUUGUCAUCGACAUCGGCCGCUAAUAUUGUUCGCGAUGUGAGCGACUCCGUCGAAGACAUUCCGAUGGAACGUAGCUUUGCUUAUGAGAAUUUCUUCCAUGAGCAAAUCCAACGCAAGAAGAAGGAUCAUUCGUACCGUAUCUUCAAGAAGGUGAGCCGGUUGGCUGGCGUUGGUGAAUUCCCGAAGGCAUUCGAAUAUUCAUGGGGCGAAAAACCGAUUACCGUUUGGUGUUCAAACGACUAUCUGGGCAUGUCGGCUCAUCCGGAAGUGAAGAGAGCAGUUAGAAAGGCGCUUGAGGAAAAUGGAGCUGGAGCUGGAGGAACGCGUAAUAUCUCAGGCAAUACGUUGUAUCAUGAGAAUCUGGAGAAAACCUUAGCCAAACUACACCAGAAGGAGGCUGCUUUGGUAUUCACAAGUUGUUAUGUCGCCAAUGAUACCACGCUAUUUACGCUCGCCAAGCAAUUACCUGGGUGUCACAUCUUUUCGGAUGCGGGCAACCAUGCGUCGAUGAUUCAAGGGAUACGAAACAGUCAGGCGCCCAAGCAUAUUUUCCGACACAACGACCCCAAGCAUCUGGAUGAGUUGUUGAGUAAGGUUGACAAGUCGAUACCUAAGAUUGUUGCAUUUGAGACGGUGCAUUCGAUGACUGGUGCCGUAUGCCCUUUGGGGACGUUGUGUGACAUUGCUCAUGAACAUGGGGCGUUAACCUUUAUCGAUGAGGUGCAUGCUGUCGGUUUGUAUGGCGAGCAUGGUGCAGGCAUCGGUGAACGUGACGGACAACUACAUAAAAUGGACAUCAUAAGUGGUACAUUAGGUAAAGCAUUUGGCAAUAUCGGUGGCUACAUCGCAUCGACGUCAAAUUUGGUCGAUGUUAUUCGGUCGUAUGGAGCUGGUUUCAUAUUUACGACCUCAUUGCCACCCACUGUGCUAUCCGGUGCAAUGAAGGCAAUUGAAAUCCUCGCUUCGGACGAGGGUCGCGCAUUACGCGCAAAACAUCAAGAUAAUGUACGUUAUUUGCGCACGGCCUUGCAAAAUGAAGGAUUCCCAGUUGAGCACACUCCGUCGCAUAUCAUUCCUAUUAAAAUUGGUGAUCCAUUGAAAUGCACACAAGUUUCGGAUUUGAUGAUACAAGAGCACGGCCACUACGUUCAGGCAAUCAACUAUCCAACGGUCGCUCGUGGACAAGAAAAACUCCGUUUGGCACCAACACCAUAUCAUACACGCGCAAUGAUGGACGUUCUCGUGGCUGACAUGAAAAAAGUGUGGAAAAAACUCGAAUUGCCGAUGAACGGACCACAAUGCACUGAGGAAUGUGCUUUCUGCCGCAAGCCAAUCUUAUUUGAACACUUUGAACAACGCACUCGCAGCGGUGGCUGUGGCAUUGAAGUCAACUGUGCCAUUCCAAACUGCCCACAAAUGGUUGUUGCUGCCAAUUAAAUUCUUCUCAAAUCAAAAACGAAUCGGCUCAAAAUGGAUCACGAAUUGAAUUUUUUCUUCAAUUUUUUUUUUAAUUGGUGGUGCGGAAUAUCGGUUAUGAAUAUUGCUUUUAAUCGUGCAUAAAUAAACAUUUUUGUUAUUCAAUUGGUUUUGUGAUAUAUUUUUUUCAAAGCAUUACCAAUUUCUAUUACAUGUUCUUAUCUUAUCUUAUGUUUCUUAGUUUUUUUCUCCAAAAUGGUGAAUGGGAUAAUUUCAAGAAAGAAAUUAAUAAAUAAAUAUUGAUGUUUAAAUGCAAAGCAAAGAAA
Messenger RNA from Sitodiplosis mosellana (orange wheat blossom midge), 2238 nucleotides. It is a transcript of the gene Alas, whose product is annotated as 5-aminolevulinate synthase, erythroid-specific, mitochondrial. The transcript is spliced from 5 exons. The record is from RefSeq and is a predicted model, not a curated record. NCBI's taxonomy places the organism in Eukaryota, Metazoa, Arthropoda, Insecta, Diptera, Cecidomyiidae. Gene Ontology annotation, biological process: erythrocyte development; heme biosynthetic process; hemoglobin biosynthetic process. Gene Ontology annotation, molecular function: pyridoxal phosphate binding; 5-aminolevulinate synthase activity. Bases 272 to 1933 code for a protein of 553 amino acids. Gene Ontology annotation, cellular component: mitochondrial matrix; mitochondrion.